CCCCACAAAUGUUGAAGAUCUUAACAACGGAUUUGUGCCAACAACAUCUGGAUCCCACGUCGUCACUAAGCAGUCAGUUAAUAUAAGCCAAAUCUCUGGUGACGGUUCAGUCUGACUUGAGCAGUUGGAGGUGAUCCAUCCAGUUGUCUACACACUCUCACCAGUCCAGCACCUGACAAGAUGGGCAAGGAAAUCGACUUUGUCAACAGGGACCCCAACAAUUUGAACGACCAUGUCAGGGUUAUGUUUGAAGAAGUUCUGGGAGAGCCUGACGGUGCCCACUCCAUCAAAUGUGUCUGGAGCUGUGCCUAUAAGUGCUUCGAAUGCUGUAAAGGCUGCUGCUACAAGUUACUGACCCUGCUGUGUGGUAUUCCCUUGGCUUUGUGCUGGGGAUGUGAGUUCGCCUACAUCACCUUCUGGCACGUGUGGUACGUCACCCCCUGUAUGAGGGCCUACAUGAUCAACUGCGGCUGCAUGCAGAAGUUCUACGGCACCUGUCUACAAUGUUACCUCCAGCCGCUAUGUGAGGCCUACAGUUUCCUGUUUAGCAACAUCCGGGUCACCAACUACUCAGGAUAAUCGUUCGGAUCGUUUAAGGAUUAUUCACAUCAUUGUUUCACUUGGCAAAAUUUGAUUUUACGACAUCAGCAGAAACUACAAACAAUGAACUAAAAUCUUCACAAAUUAGAACAAAUUAUAGAAAGAACUUUCACGACACCAUCACCGUUUUCUGAAACAUUGGACGUGACCACACGCCCAGACCUGUGAUAGAUAUUUAAUAUAAUCUCAAAACGACAUCUGUGAUAUAGAUUUUUUUCUACAUGUUGCUAUCUAAGUACAACGUUACAAAAUGUUCAUUAACUGAUGAGAAAUUUUAUAAAUCUGUGAUAUGAAGUAUUAUAUUUUUUCAGUGAGUCCUACACAUUUAUUUUAUCUAUACACAAAUUGCACCUUUCUACACCUUUUGUAACAACCAGUUACAUACUUGUGAUUUUAAAUGCUAAUUGUCAACAAUCUGACAACACAAUUAAAUAAUUUACCUUUCUUUGAUGAUUUCUGUAAAAUGUAGUUUGGGCUACAUCCACUGUUUAAAAUAAAGGAAAGUUUUAUAAAUACAAUAUUUUUUUUCAAAAUUGUUACCAUGGCAAAUUUCAGUCAUCAUAAAUGUAAUAGUCAUCUUACAUAUCCCCUUACCAAUCCCACUCCCCUCUCCUUACCAGCUUUCUUCACUCUCUUACCAUACCCAUUACCUAUUCCAAUCCACUCCCUUUACCAAACCCACGGAACUCCCAACCAAAAUUACUCAUGAGAUCGUUUACAUAUUUCAGCGACCAUAGUGUUUAUGAAAGAAAGCAGAUUGGUUUUAUUUUCUUACUAGACUACACGUCAUCCCUUGGAUAACUGUGGGUUUCGGGGGUCAUCCACGAAAAACACCACGUCUGUCACUUAUCGUCACAACAAAAAAAAAAAACAGACCCCACAUUAAAAAAGACGUCACACCUCAGACGUUUUUGUCUUUUAAAAACAUCGAUUUUGGCUGAGCAUGGAUCUGACAACACAAUCUCUUCAUAUGUUGAGGUCACAAAAACAGGUCAACUCUACUUCACCUUACCAGUGUCCUCCCAACUCAGACAUGUUUUUGUCUUUGAAAAAACAGUUUUCGGGUGAGCAUGGGUCUGAUAACAAUGUCUCAGACAACAUGUUUUAUCGUUUAAAAAAUAGAUUCCGGCCGAGCAUGACUCUGACCACACUAUCAUGAGGACAAAGAAACAGGUGAACUCUACUUCACCUGCCAAGUUCUGAUAGGCAACUUUAUCAUUCACAUCUAUAAAAAAAAAUGAAUUUUUAAAUUGAAUUUUAACAUUUACAUGAAGCCUAUUACAGUAAAACCUAGAUCUAGUAUCUUUCAAACUAAAUGCAUUUUAAAUUAGCCAAUUCCAUAGACAAACAAAGAUUUAUAUAAAAUAAUGGUCUAAAACUCAUUAUUAUCUAGAAAUAGAUAGAAUUAUCUAGAUUCUACGACUGGUUUGGUUAAGUCUAGUUUUUGCCGUAACUCUUGCUAGAUCUAGAUCUAGUACCUUGCAUUCUUGAAUUAGAUGAUCCGUGAAGCUAAAAAGCAAAGAUUUAUAUCAAAUAUAUAAGGACUAAAAUAGUUUAAUAUAGAAACUCAAAAAUUUAUUCUGAUUUUAAAAUGUUUUUUUUUUAUUUUUAACUAAUUAAUUUUCGUUUGACCUAGAUUCUAGAUCUAUAAAUAACUUCCUUAGACAGCUGAUCUUUAGAUUCUAGAUCUAGAGAAAUUUAUUGUAUACUUAAAUGAAAAGGACUGCUGAAAAUUGAUAUAAGUGUUGAAACAUAAUUAAAAUAGCAAACGGACGUAUCGUUAAAGAUAUAGCGGACAGAAAAUUAGCUAUAUAAUGUGUUAUACUUUUGAAUGGGAAACAAAAUUUUGUAUGGAAGCCGCCGUUAUUGUUGUAAAAAGUAAAUAAAUCAUGUGACGUCACUAUAAAAUAAUUGUUCUGAACUUUUACAAUGAAUGUGGUUAAUCUAUCAAUGAAUAAAUCAAUAAAGUAAUUAA
Messenger RNA from Physella acuta, 2575 nucleotides. Its product is annotated as caveolin-1. Lineage: Eukaryota; Metazoa; Mollusca; Gastropoda; Physidae. Gene Ontology annotation, cellular component: caveola. The record is from RefSeq and is a predicted model, not a curated record. Gene Ontology annotation, biological process: caveola assembly. Gene Ontology annotation, molecular function: molecular adaptor activity.